AAACUUAAUCAGCGGUCCAAAAUUUGCCAUUUGCCAACUUCUCCCUAAAACAUAACUAUUUGUUAAUUUUACCCGAUUUUCAAAUAAACGAUUCAAACCCUCAGGCCACAGAAGCAUCACCGUAACCAAAACUUAAGUAUAUAUAUUCUGUUAUUAAUCAGUGUUUUUGUUCCCUUCAUGCACUCUCACGAAUGAAUUAUUUACAAAUACAAAUGAAGCAUGGAUCAAAGGUUGUCCUGCUUUUGGGGCGAAGCAACAGCCAAAUGGCAAUCCAAUCACAAAAAUUGCCUGAUUUCAUUCCUUUUCACUCCCUUGUCCAAAUAUUCAGCGUCGUUAUCCUUUGGAGCAUUUCCAAUCCCAAUUCAGCUACCACCAUUGUUCAUCACCAGUCACAAAACAUUCUCCAAUUUUCUCCUCAUAAUUUUGAUUCUACACCUUCCCUUCAAGAUAUUAUCACCUUCUCUCUCUCCAAGCCUCAUUGUUCAUGCAUUAAUACAUUUAUUCGUCUGUUUAUCAUUCCCUUCGCGCAGUGGGCGAUUGGGGAAUGAUCUCAACUUGCUCUUCGCGUAGGGCAACAACAUACAAAACCUUGCAUCAUCACUGUCCUGGAUUCCUUCUAAUUAUGUAGUAUAAUUUACUGAUCUCAUACUAAGGAUAAUAACGUUGUUUUUAUUGGUUUGCAAAGUACUUAUAUAUUUUUGGGCACCUAUAAUGAUGAUAAGGGCCUUUAUUGAGAUCCUAAUAGAUAUGUUUAUUUUAAGAGCAAAGUUACUGCUUCCAUGCACUUUCCUUUGUUGGAUCAUCCUUACAAGCUCCUUCACCGUUAAGGUGGUGCUUUCAAAAACAGACUCCCGCCAAGUUUCAGCCCUUAACGACAUGUACCAGUAUUUGAAGCCCCAAUCCAAACUUGAUGGAUGGAAAUCGGGUGGAGGAAACCCUUGUGAUGAUUCUUGGCAGGGUAUCAAGUGCUCCGGUUCAGAUGUUACUGAAAUUGAUCUAUCUGGCUUGGGGCUUACUGGAUCGCUAGGCUUCCAGCUUGAUAAGUUGGACAAAGUCACCUACUUUGCAGUGAUGUGAGCAAAAACAACCUGAAGGACAACAUACCAUACCAACUUCCUCCUCACACACAACACCUUCCCUCAUUGGGUUCUUGUUCAGCAGAGAUCUUUCUGGAAAUCAAUUCGGAGGAACUGUGCCUUACUCAAUUUCUCAGAUGACCGAACUUAAAUCACUGAAUCUUAAUCAUAAUAAGUUAAGCGGAUCACUGAGUGAUAUGUUUGGACAACUUACAAAACUCACUGAGAUGGAUCUCUCCUACAAUUCAAUAUCAGGCAGUUUGCCUCAGAGUCUUAAAUCCCUCUCAAGCCUCAGCAAAUUGCACAUACAGAACAAUCAGUUUACUGGACCAAUAAAUGUUCUUGCCGAUCUUCCGCUUGAUGAUUUGAAUGUAGCAAACAACCAAUUUAAUGGCUGGAUUCCUGAUGAGCUGAAAGACAUCAAAAAUUUAGAGACUGGAGGGAAUAGGUGGUCUUCUGGACCAGCUCCUCCUCCGCCUCCAGGGCAGAAAUCUAAACCACACAGCAGGAAGUCAGAAAAGGAAUCUGGGAAGUCCGGCGUGAGUAUAGCAGCCAUUGCUGGGAUAGUACUGGGUGUUUUGUUGCUACUUGGUGUUAUAAUUGCUCUAUUUUCAAGAAAAAGAUCUUCAUCAACUUCCUCCCAUUUUGUUGAAGAAGAUAAGUUUAGCCAGUGUCAACGUUUUACUCCCCUUUCAUCUCAGGAGUUAUCUAGUGGCGUACGUGCCAACAGCCAUGACGACUUCCGAGAUUCAUCAUCCGCUACAGAAAAGCAUUUGCAAACCUCUUCCUCAAUGAGUCUUAAGCGUCUUGCUUCAGAGCGUCACAAGUCAUUUAAUCAGAAGAAGAUGACAAAUGCUCCACCUUCAGAUCAUCUCAAGUCAUUCAACGAUAAAGAGGCAAAUCCUUUGAAUGUUAAAAGAAGCAGUUCAGUUAACUUAGCUCAGUAUCCAUUAGCUGAUUUGCAGAAUGCAACUGGUAACUUUUCAAGUUCUCGCCUUCUUGGUGAGGGAUCAAUUGGUCGGGUAUACAAGGCAAAAUAUCCAGAUGGCAGGGUUCUGGCGGUAAAGAAAAUAGACUCCUCUUUUUUCCAAGAUGGGCCGCGCACAGAAUUCACAGAAAUUGUUUACAAAAUGUCCAAGCUUCGCCACCCAAAUAUAGCUGAAGUUCUUGGUUAUUGUUCAGAACAGGGACAAAAUAUGUUAAUCUUUGAGCAUUUUAUAAAUGGUUCACUCCAUGAAUUCCUUCAUGUGUCAGAUGACUUCAGCAAACCGCUUACAUGGAAUACAAGAGUCAGAAUCGCUCUAGGCGCCGCUCGUGCUCUUGAGUACCUGCAUGAGGUUUGUUCUCCAUCCUGUCUCCACAGGAAUAUAAGAACUUCAAAUAUUGUGCUAGAUGCUGAACUGAAUCCUCGUCUCUGUGAGUGUGGCUUGGCAAUGUUUCAUGAGCGUGCAAGCAAGAACUUGGAUGCUGGAUACACUGCACCAGAAUGCACAAAACCUUCUGAUUAUACUUUGAAGAGUGAUGUUUAUAGCUUCGGAGUUGUUAUGUUGGAAUUAUUGACGGGGCGAAAGCCUUUUGACAGUUCAAAGCCAAGAUCAGAACAGUAUCUGGUCCAAUGGGCAUCGCCGCAACUACAUGAUCUUGAUGCCUUGGAGCAAAUCGCUGAUCCUGCCCUGCGUGGACUUUAUCCGCCUAAAUCUCUCUCUAAAUUUGCCAAUGUGACUGCUCUGUGUGUGCAGUCGGAGCCAGAAUUUCGACCACACAUGUCUGAGGUGGUGCAAGGACUAGUCCGGUUAGUUCAAAGACCAAAUUUGAGCCAGAGAGAAGAUCUAAGUGCAUCUCGGCGGACAGAUGACGGUGAUGAUUACUGAUUCUUUGAGGUUCUCAGCCAAAACUGAAGCCACGCCUCCUUGCGAAAUGAGGAAGAGGAUGUGUGUGUUUCUCUUUCUUUUUUCAUUUUCCUUAUUUCGUUCAGUACUUUUAUGUCCAUUGUUAACUCUGCAUAAAAGGAUAUGCUACGUUUGGAACUGGGACAAAGUAUAUCUUCCUUGCAGUAUGGCUCUUUUACGGCACAGGAUUGAUUCGAUUAAACAACAGACUGUAAACACGA
This is a messenger RNA of Lycium ferocissimum, 3186 nucleotides long. Its product is annotated as protein STRUBBELIG-RECEPTOR FAMILY 5. Gene Ontology annotation, molecular function: ATP binding; protein kinase activity; protein binding. The transcript has 16 exons. The coding region runs from base 1214 to 2947 and encodes 577 amino acids. The record is from RefSeq and is a predicted model, not a curated record. Gene Ontology annotation, biological process: protein phosphorylation. Lineage: Eukaryota; Viridiplantae; Streptophyta; Magnoliopsida; Solanales; Solanaceae.